GAAAAUAGCGACAAGAUUAGGAUUUCUUUUCAGGUCCAUUGCUGCUAAUCCGAAUUGGGCUAAUUGCUAGUCUGUAUACAGUUACUCGUUUUACUACAUUUUCACACUUACCCUGAAGAAGCUUCCCCUUAAACAGAGAAAUAUAUAUAUUUGCACUUCAACGAGCAUGAUCGUUCAAAAGGAAUUAUUAUUUAUUGCUAUAUUUGAUCUGGAACUUCAAGUGAACAAGAAAAACUAAACGUUUCGUGAGUAGAAGAAUGGAGAUAACGCAUAUAGCACUCGGAGCGGAUUUACUUUCCCAAAUAAAUCAAUAAUCUAUUGGACGUAUAGGCUAUUGUCUGCAGAGAAAACAACUCGACACACUCAUCAGGGAUUCUGUCUUUCACUGAAGCGGGGAUAUCCCUUCCGUCUCCGCUGAAGAUCACCGGAAAACUAUUGUUUCCUCUUACUGAAAAACCACCACAAUAGACUGCCCUGCAUUUGUUCUCUUUCUGUGGCGCGGAGAACUAUUUGACAAGGACUUUUGACAGCGACGCAGGAUGCCUCAAAAAGGGAGACAUUAAGAUUGGCUAAAUUGUUUUAAGCCGACAGUCAACUCUGUUUCCAGAAUACCACAGCCAAGCCACGUGGGAGUCUGGCGUAGCCUCGAUGAUGCAGAACAAGGUCUAUGACAUCUGUGAUGAAGGUCACAGCGGUGUGAACCAGCUGGGCGGUGUGUUUGUUAACGGUAGACCGCUACCGGACACCACCAGGCAGAAAAUCGUCGAACUUGCUCAUAGUGGCGCGCGGCCGUGCGACAUCUCCAGGAUUCUGCAGACCCAUGAUGACUCAAAAGUCCAAGUGCUGGAAAAUGAAAACGUGUCCAACGGGUGCGUGAGUAAGAUCCUUGGCAGAUACUAUGAGACUGGCUCCAUCAGACCGAGAGCGAUCGGAGGCAGCAAGCCGAGGGUAGCCACUCCAGAGGUGGUGGGGAAGAUAGCGCAGUACAAGCGGGAGUGCCCGUCUAUUUUCGCCUGGGAGAUCCGCGACAGACUGUUGUCGGAGGGGGUCUGCACCAACGACAAUAUACCCAGUGUAAGUGCAGUGAGUGUGUCAUCAAUAAACAGAGUCCUCCGCAACCUGGCUAGCGAGAAGCAACAGAUGGGCGCAGAUGGCAUGUAUGACAAGCUGAGAAUGCUCAACGGUCAGACAGGAACUUGGGGGACACGGCCCGGCUGGUACCCCGGAACUUCAGUGCCAGGGCAGCCCAACCAAGACGGCUGCCAGCCACAGGACGGUGCGGGAGAGAACACCAACUCCAUCAGUUCCAAUGGGGAGGAUUCUGACGAGACGCAGAUGCGACUCCAGCUAAAGAGAAAACUACAGAGAAACCGCACGUCGUUCACCCAAGAGCAGAUUGAAGCACUGGAAAAAGAAUUUGAAAGGACUCAUUAUCCUGACGUUUUCGCGAGGGAAAGACUGGCAGCGAAAAUAGAUCUGCCUGAAGCAAGAAUACAGGUGUGGUUCUCAAACAGAAGAGCGAAGUGGAGGCGGGAGGAGAAGCUGAGGAACCAGCGUCGUCAGGCCAGCAACUCCUCCAGUCACAUCCCCAUCAGUAGCAGCUUCAGCACCAGCGUCUACCAGCCCAUGCCUCAGCCCACCACACCGGUGUCCUUCACAUCUGGGUCUAUGUUGGGCAGACCUGACACGUCCCUCACCAACACGUACAGCGCACUGCCUCCCAUGCCCAGCUUCACCAUGGCCAACAACCUGCCUAUGCAACCCAGCCAGACCUAUUCCUGCAUGCUGCCUACCAGUCCGUCUGUGAAUGGGCGGAGCUACGACACAUAUACGCCCCCUCAUAUGCAGGCACAUAUGAACAGCCAAUCAAUGACCACUUCUGGUACCACCUCAACAGGACUCAUCUCUCCUGGAGUGUCUGUCCCUGUCCAAGUCCCAGGCGGCGAGCCUGACAUGUCUCAGUACUGGUCAAGACUACAAUAGAGAGAAGAGCUACUUCACCCUGUAACCUCUCACCCACCGCCCUCCGCUGGGAGCUCACACACACAUGGAGAGAAGUGGAGGAGAGAGAGACUCUGGGAGUGCCCUAGGACUACAGGGUGGGGUUGUUUCCACUGGGACAGUGUGUUGUUCUGUAGCUCCUGGCACAUAUGAGGACUGGGGAGAACAACGAUGGGAAGAGAGGGGGAAGAAGAAGACAAAACGUGGACCUCUGUAAAGUGCCCGGUGUUUAACAUUUUCAUGGAACAAAAACUUCAUUUUUUCCUUCUCACUUUCCAAGUAAUUGUUUCUUUUUUUCUGUCUGUCUCUUGUGUUUGUAUAUGGCCGUGUGUAUGUUAUGACGAAACCCCAGAUCAACUACUGAUAGAUGGACUGCUAGAAAACCAUGUUGGUCUUGUGUUUGUAUUUGGGGUAAAGGAGAACCCAAGAGAUUUCUGCCAUGACUAUUUUUUUAUCUGCUAACAUCGAGACUUUCUACCAGACUUUGCAUGGUCUGUGGACUCAUGCGAAACGGUUGCAUAUCACCCGAGAGGAGAGCUGUGGGGAAUAGACUCAGUGUGUUUAUUAAACCUAUUUAUUGGUCAUACUCCUUCAAAAUGGACGUCAGCAGAGGAGGACCUCCAGUCAAUCCACCCACCUCAGCCUUGGGCCUUUGACUCCUGCAAUAUCACAUAAACUGUAUAGGCCUGGGUAUUUAACUGUGGUCACAGACAACCACAUUAUCACAUGAAUUGUACAGACAACUACCACUAACAGUUUGCAAGGGCAGUGGGACAUUCAAGACUUGUUCAUGGACUUCUGCUGUGGUGGAUGGAUUGAUUCUAGGUUCAAGACUUGUUCAUGGACUUCUGCUGUGGUGGAUGGAUUGAUUCUAGGUUCAAGACUUGUUCAUGGACUUCUGCUGUGGUGGAUGGAUUGAUUCUAGGUUCAAGACUUGUUCAUGGACUUCUGCUGUGGUGGAUGGAUUGAUUCUAGGUUCAAGACUUGUUCAUGGACUUCUGCUGUGGUGGAUGGACUGAUUCUCGGUCCAAGUGAAGAGCUAUAAAUGCAGAGGAGCUGUGGAGUAAAACAGGUGAAUCGCUAAAUGGUAGACUGUCUCGAUAUAAUCCAAGUUGUUCAUGUCGAAUUGUAAGUAUGUCUUCCCUAGAAAUCAAAAGAUUUCUACAAUAAAAUACAUUUACAUUUUUAUCCUCCCAAGAAUAUUCUAUAAAUGUUUUCUACACAUUUUCAUGCAUCAUAAAAAUACAUUUCUUUAGGUCAGGUACAAUUAGUCUCUUAGGUAUAGUUGUAUUAUAGUGUUCUAUUGUCAAAUCAUUUUGUGCAACUAGAAAUAUUUCAUUCCUAUAAUUAUGAUUAAACAUGCUUGACAAAGUUUGAAACAUAAGUGUUUGGCAGUUGUUUACAAGUACAUAUCAGAUUGAAUCAUUGUUGAUUGUAAAACAGACCAAAGCCUUUGUAUUUCAUCUAUUACACAAUGUUUUUGUUGUUGAA
Molecule: messenger RNA, 3492 nt
Organism: Salmo salar (Atlantic salmon)
Lineage: Eukaryota; Metazoa; Chordata; Actinopteri; Salmoniformes; Salmonidae
Source: RefSeq, a predicted model, not a curated record